AUGCUUUACCGUGAUAGAGAAGACGGCCACGAGAGGAUGCUUCAGGAUUACUUGGCGGUGAAUCCAACAUAUGGCCAUGAAAUAUUCCGUCGAAGAUACAGGAUGUCUCGGGAGCUUUUUGUACGCAUAAUGAACGCUGUUGAAGCACAUGAUGAUUAUUUUGUGCGUAAAAGGGACGCGGCCAAUGUUCUUGGAUUGAGUUGUUUCCAAAAAUGCACUGCCGCCAUGCGUAUGCUGAGCUAUGGGAUUCCUGCUGAUGCGACAGAUGAGUACUUUCGCAUAGGUGAAAGUACCGCACUUAAGAGCCUGAGGAGGUUUGUGACUGCAGUUGAUGAAAUUUUUGGAGAACAAUAUCUCAGAUAUCCCAAUGAGGCAAACACGGCCCGCUUACUUGCAAUUGGUGCAGAAAAAGGCUUCCCAGGGAUGUUAGGAUCCAUUGAUUGUAUGCAUUGGGCUGGGAAGAACUGUCCAUAUGACAAACAGGAUGGCAUAUACCCCACAUGGGCUACUUUAGUUAAGUCGAUCACUAAACCUAUGGGGAACAAGAACCAAUAUUUUGCCAGAGCGCAGGAAGGAGCGAGGAAGAUGGUCAAGAGAGCUUUUGGGGUUCUUCAAUCUAGGUUUGCCAUUGUUCGAGGAUCAGCUCCUAUUUGGGACACACAAACUUUGUCAAAGAUCAUGAGGGCUUGUGUGAUUAUGCACAAUAUGAUUGUGGAAGAUGAAGGAUUUGUGGUUGACCCUAAUGAACGCUUUGAAUAUGGUGGUGAAAAUGUGGAGCCUACUCAUGGUCAGCCAACUCGUACCCUUGAAGAAUAUAUUGAUGCGCACAGGAAGAUUAGAAACAAAGAAACACAUGAACAGUUGAAAGAAGACCUCAUCCAGCACCUCUGGAAUCAUCAUCCGGAUUUAUAUUAG
Messenger RNA from Sorghum bicolor (sorghum), 915 nucleotides. RefSeq lists its product as uncharacterized. The record is from RefSeq and is a predicted model, not a curated record. The coding region runs from base 1 to 915 and encodes 304 amino acids. NCBI's taxonomy places the organism in Eukaryota, Viridiplantae, Streptophyta, Magnoliopsida, Poales, Poaceae. The transcript is spliced from 3 exons.